Messenger RNA from Engraulis encrasicolus (European anchovy), 996 nucleotides. RefSeq lists its product as uncharacterized. The transcript is spliced from 3 exons. Bases 280 to 996 code for a protein of 238 amino acids. Lineage: Eukaryota; Metazoa; Chordata; Actinopteri; Clupeiformes; Engraulidae. The record is from RefSeq and is a predicted model, not a curated record.
AUACUUUUUUAGAGACUCGUGUGGACAUCAACGAACAAAGAGGAAGACCCGGAGGGGCAGGACGAGGAAGAAGACGGGGUGGGGGGGCACAGCCUCGGGAGGUGCUCCCACGCCAAACAAAAAUGAGGAAACAGUGAUCAACUUGUCGGACACAGAACUCUCUCCAGAAUGCACCAGUCUACUCGCUAAAGGUCUAUCAUAUGCUCCAACACACCAAGCCAACCCGUUCCAGAUGAAAGUGGAUCUAUAUCGUUUCUACCGCAACUUACACCUCAAGGCAUGGUACCACAACCAGCCCUCUGCGACGGCCAACGCGGUGCUGGAGUCUCCAAACGCACAGGACAAGCUGUACAGGCAGGUCAUGGGAACAGCAAUGGGCGCUGCAUAUGCUCCAAACUACGCAGGCCUCUAUCUGGGACUAUGGGAGGAACGCUUAAAGACUUCCAUUUGUACCUGAACAGCAUCAACCACAACAUAAAACUCAGCCUGGAGUUCAGUACUACUUCAAUCAACUUUCUUGACCUGAACAUCUAUGUGGACUCGGACGGGACUCUUCAUACCACCAUCUACAGGAAACCUACCGAUAGGAACACCAUCCUCAGGGCCGACAGCUUUCACCCUAACAGUUUAAUCUCAAACAUCCCAUACGGACAAUUUCAGAGACUUAGACGAAUUUGCGACUCUGACACUGACUUUGAAACUCAAUCUGCUGAGAUGUAUGAAAGAUUUAAACAAAGGGGUUACAAGGACAGAACUCUGAAUAGUGCAUUGUCUAAAUCUAGAUCAACAGAACGAACAAACCUUUUCAAACCCAAGCCCAGAAGACCUGUGAGUAACAGAAUUUUUUGCUCUCUACAAUACACUAACCAAACCAACAGUAUCAAACAAAUCAUCAAAAACAACUGGGACAUUCUACGGAGUGACACCACUCUUGCCCCUGUCUUCUCUGAGCCUCCGCAAUUUGCUGUGAAAAAGGGCCCCCACUCUCAAGGAUAA